Chilo suppressalis (striped riceborer) is the source of this 1776-nucleotide messenger RNA. The record is from the annotation of a GenBank genome assembly. NCBI's taxonomy places the organism in Eukaryota, Metazoa, Arthropoda, Insecta, Lepidoptera, Crambidae.
AUGCCGCUGACUGCUCGGCAAAGAAGUAUAUACAAUAAAAAUGGUGCAAAGAGAGCCGCCAGUUUCAAAGGGAAACGAAAAGGCAGUGAGGGAGAGUUCCUGGUGACGAAUGCUCCAUCUGAUCUUCGAAGUAUAGCAUAUCCUGGAGGUGCUGUAGCUUUAGCCCUGCUGUUGACUGCGCGACUGCUGUCUGCGUAUUACGGGCAGAUCUCAGAUUGUGAUGAGACUUAUAAUUAUUGGGAACCAUUGCAUUAUUUAGUGUACGGCAGCGGUCUUCAAACAUGGGAGUACAGUCCAGCAUACGCGAUCCGCUCGUACUCUCCGUUAUGGCUGUUCGCGAUGCCAGCAAAACUGCUGUCCACCAUGAUGAGCCCAGUCGCAGUGUUUUAUGCAUUAAGGACUCUGCUAGCUAUACUCACUGCGUGCGCUGAGCUUAUGUUCUACAAAGCGGUGUGCCACGAGUUCGGCGUUCACGUAGGCCGCGUAUGGCUCUGCCUCACGCUCCCCGCGGCCGGCAUGUUCGGCAGCAGCGGCGCCAUGCUGCCGUCCGCGUGGAGCGCCGCCCUGUGUGCCGCCGCGUCGUCGUGCUGGUGGCGCCGCCGCUACCCGCCCGCUGUGCUACUGACCGCUGCCACUGCGCUGCUCAGUUGGCCGUUUACAGCCCUCCUAGGAUUACCCAUCGCAAUAGACAUGCUGCUGAUCAAACGGCAAAUCGUGGAGUUCUUCAAAUGGUCUCUGAUCUCUUUGGCUCUGAUUUUGGUGCCUACGGUGGCGCUGGACUCUUGGCAUUAUGGAAAACUUGUGAUAGCACCGUGGAAUAUCGUGGCUUACAAUAUAUUUACGGAGCACGGACCCGAUUUGUACGGAGUGGAGCCGUGGACCUAUUACUUCGUCAAUGGGUUCUUAAACUUCAACAUCGUUUGGGUUCUUGCAUUAUCCAGUCCCAUAUUACUAUUGGCUUGCACAGCGAUAACGUCUCGUUCCACCGCACGCGCGCCAUUCUGUGCCCCGUACUGGUUAGAUCUAAUGCCGUUAGCGCUGUGGCUAGCUGUAUUCAUGAUUCAACCGCAUAAGGAAGAGAGAUUCCUAUACCCAGCUUAUAGUCUGAUUAUACUUGCGGGCGCCAUAGCGUUGGAUUGCUUACAGAAGAUGACUUUCGCAGUGGGUACCGAACUAUUCCGAUGGAGGAAGGAGAGAGAGAGACGGCACUAUCUGGCCUAUACUGGCCCGCUUAUGGUCAUGUGUGUGGUGUUAGCUGGAGUUCUGGGCAUAUCCCGUAUAACUGCUCUAUACAACAACUACAACGGACCAAUGAGAUUGCUUCGUUCCCUCCCACCGCCGGAGUCCGAUCGUCUAACCGUAUGUUUCGGCAAGGACUGGUAUAGAUCGCCUUCUAGCUUCCACCUGCCCGAAGGUUAUGAAGUGAGAUUUGUGCCCAGCGAGUUUCAAGGGCAACUGCCUGCGCCUUACGCCAAUACUAGGAAUGCAACUCGCAUGAUACAUCCGUACUUCAACGAUAUGAACAAAGGCGACAAUCGUACAUACUUAAAGCCUUCGCAAUGCCAUUAUCUCGUCGAUUCCGAUAUCGGUAAACCAUCACGCGCUCAACCGGAGUACCACAAGGGUCCAAACUGGGACAUAGUCUCUUCUGUCCCUAUAUUAGACGCGGAGAAAUCACACAGAAUCCUGAGGGCUUUCUACAUACCCGUGUUAUCUAACAAAAACUGUGUCUUCGCCAACUUGUAUUUGUUGAAAAAUAAACUAUUAAGUGAUUAA